Guyanagaster necrorhizus is the source of this 1253-nucleotide messenger RNA. RefSeq lists its product as uncharacterized. Gene Ontology annotation, cellular component: endoplasmic reticulum. Lineage: Eukaryota; Fungi; Basidiomycota; Agaricomycetes; Agaricales; Physalacriaceae. The coding region runs from base 176 to 1156 and encodes 326 amino acids. The transcript has 4 exons. Gene Ontology annotation, biological process: lipid homeostasis. The record is from RefSeq and is a predicted model, not a curated record.
CGAUUCGGAGGUUUUAAGUCUCGCACGUUCGCUCCCGCUAUCCAACCACAAAGAUCCGAGAUGAGUCUAAAGCUCCAUUUGUUGUAGAUUCGCCGUAAACGUGGCAUUGAUGUCCCUAUUAAAUGAGCACAUUCUCUCGGGCGUCGAUUAGUCUUCCCCACAUUCCAUUUCCACCAUGAACUCGACUCUGGGGGCGCAGCUGGCGACGGAUACUGUGCCAGUCAAGCAGUAUUCCAUCAUGGCCCAGUCCUUCGUUGCCCUAUUCUGCGUCUACCAUUUGCUUGCCCCCCGCUUUACGACAUCUAAACAGCUUUCGUGGAUCAUCACGACUGUCGUUAGCUGUAUCAUGACCCUCACCAGUCUGCCCUUUCUCUGGAACUAUCUCACCAACAACAGCGUCCAGGACGUCGCACACAUGCCCUAUUUGGCGGUGCCUGCCAAUAGAUUUUUCCAAGCGUAUCUAGUGUGCGAUUUGAUCACCGGUACAGUGUAUUAUCGUUCCCAGAUAUCGAUCAUGACUGGCUGGUUCCACCACAUAUUGUAUAUUAUUAUUGUAGAGAUUGCCAUCAGGCGAUCAUUCGCUCAUGUAUUUUGUCUCUGUUGUAUCAUGGAGUUUCCUACCUUCAUUCUCGGAUUGGGAUCCUUGUACCCGUCCCUGCGCUCCGACGUCUUCUUUGCUCUAUCAUUCUUCGCUACCCGGAUCGCACUCCACAUAAUGCUGUGUAUCUCUUACUAUCUUCCCAACAACCGCCUCUACGCCACUAGUGGUUCCUUCGUUCCUGCUAUCCUUCUUACCCUCGUGUUCCCCCUGCACGCCAUGUGGUUCCAGGCUUGCAUCAAGGGCUUCGUACGUCGGAGAACCAAGGCCCGAAGCGGUGUUGCUUUGCCUCCGUCGUCGGUCCAAAGCCCUGUUCCUCCCCCACCUGUCAUUACCCUCGCACACACCUCUCAUUACGAACGUGUUUCUGACCCAGCUUCCCUGCGUUCCCGGCUGAUCCCGCAUGCAAUCCGGCGGCCUUACAACUACUACCGUUGGCGCUUGUCUCAACGGAGACUGGUUGUAAGGCAGUAUUGGCAAGCUCGUACACGUCGAGUUUACGAGCUGCUUCCUGAGAAAGACAAGGUCUUUGAGUACGUUGGACUUGGGCGGGGUUAGGUCACUCGUAUCGGUGGCGUCGUUGCAUAAACACACCGUUUCGCCAGUUUACUUACUAUGAAUGUCAUUUCAAAUUUCCCUUACAUUGCUGCAGUGA